ACGGAGCGUCGAGGAGAGCGCACGCGGAUUGCGAAUGAGGCACUUGCUCGGGGAUCGGUCGAAUCGGUUUGGCAGCGGUAGGGCUACGCAACGCAGCGGCAGCACACGAAAGUGAAUUGAAGUGAAAAGAAAUCAAGUAAUGUGCGUUUAAAAAUACACCAAAUUACGAAACAAAUACAAGACCGCUGUUAUUUGUUGUUUGUUGUGCAGCAACAGCAUUAAAUAAUUUCCAAUAGAAUAGAAUUCCAAUCCCAAAUCCAAAUCUGAAGGCAUCAUUCGGUGCGUUGAAUAACACUGAUAAAAUAAUAUACAGAAGCAGAAGCAGAAGCAGAGGCAGAGGCGGCGUGCACAAACAUAAAUAUCGUCGUUCUACAUGUACAGUUCGAAAAUACAUCUGAUCGGAGCGAAGCGGAGCAGAGCAGCAUUGAGAUAGCGGUGCUUUCUCAUUCAUGACGUCACGGCCACGAGUGCACGAGGUGAGCAUCUGGCAAGGAAGAACGCAGUGCAGCGCAGCGGCAGUCAGUGACGGCCAAAACAAAACGACUCUGGCAAUUGUCAUAAUAAACAGCUACACUGCCAAACGCCCAGUGCCGAUGGGUGGAAGGCGCAAGACACUCGGCUCGAAGCAUGUCCAAGGAAACGCCAGUGGAACGCCCAGCGAAAUCGAAACGGAAACGAGCUGCUAAGCGGACCGCAGCUGACCGGGGCCAGACAUGUCCUCACGGCGGAGCUCGUUCCGCCGGAAGGAGAAGCCAGCAUUUCAAAGGUUCAAGGAUCACUGCCGCCACUUCACGGCCUUUAUGUUCAGCAAUGUGGGCAUCAUACUGCUAGUCACCUUUUACACGAUUGGGGGCGCCUUCAUCUUCCAGGCCAUCGAAAUUUUCGAAUACGAGCGACUCAAGGCGCAGAAGCCGCAUCGGUUCAUCGAGCGAAAUGUCAGCGGGGAGUGCCUCACGCGCAUUUGGGAGCUGACGGCCGAGAACAUUAGUUUCUUCGACCACCAGGCGUACAGAAAACGUGUCAAUGAUGUGCUGCUGGAGUACCAGCGGGCGAUUGUGAAAAAACAGCUGAAGGGGCCCGAUGUGGAGCAAUGGAGCUUCUCCGGGGCCUUCCUCUACUCGCUGACAGUCAUCACAACGAUCGGAUAUGGCAAUAUAACACCGCACUCCGAGUGGGGUAAGCUGGCGACCAUUCUGUAUGCCAUCAUCGGUAUGCCCUUGUUUCUGCUCUACCUCUCAAACAUUGGCGAUGUGCUGGCCAAGUCCUUCAAGUGGAUCUACUCCAAGGUCUGCCUGUGCCGUAUAUGUCCUGGCGUGGCCAAGCGCCGGAUCAUACGGGAAAGACGAAAGAUGCGCCACCUUGCGAGGGCGCUCCAAAUGCAUCACAUGGAAGGUGGCGGCGGGAGCAGUAGCUACUCCAGCAGCAGUUCUACCACCAACAGCAAUAGUAGCAGCAGCAGCACCGACUACACGAAGAGCUCUCAUCCCAGCUCCAGCAUCGUGGAUUUUGCGUACAGCGGAUCCGAUUCGGAUAUCGAGCGAGAGAUACGCGGCAGCACGGACGAGAUUACUGUCCCUCUGACAGUCUGCAUAUUCGUCAUGGUCGGGUAUAUUCUGUGGGGUGCCUUGCUCUUUGGUCGCUGGGAGGACUGGAACUACUUGGAUGGCAGCUACUUCUGCUUAAUCUCGCUCAGCAGUAUUGGAUUUGGUGAUCUGGUGCCAGGUGAUCGGGUGAUAACCGCAGAUAGGGACAAAGUUGAGGUCAGCUUUAUCCUCUGUGCCGUAUAUCUUUUACUAGGAAUGGCCGUCAUUGCCAUGUGCUUCAAUCUGAUGCAGGAAGAGGUUGUCCACAAUAUACGAGCCAUUAAACGGGGAUUCAAAGCCUGCUUCCGUUGUCGCAGCUCUUAGAAGCCUUACAAUUACGUUUUAU
This is a messenger RNA of Drosophila guanche, 1929 nucleotides long. It is a transcript of the gene sand, whose product is annotated as potassium channel subfamily K member 16. The transcript is spliced from 7 exons. Lineage: Eukaryota; Metazoa; Arthropoda; Insecta; Diptera; Drosophilidae. Gene Ontology annotation, molecular function: potassium ion leak channel activity. The coding region runs from base 714 to 1907 and encodes 397 amino acids. Gene Ontology annotation, biological process: stabilization of membrane potential; potassium ion transmembrane transport. Gene Ontology annotation, cellular component: membrane. The record is from RefSeq and is a predicted model, not a curated record.